Cydia pomonella (codling moth) is the source of this 2479-nucleotide messenger RNA. RefSeq names its product zinc finger protein 782-like. The transcript has 6 exons. Gene Ontology annotation, biological process: regulation of transcription by RNA polymerase II. The coding region runs from base 210 to 1277 and encodes 355 amino acids. Lineage: Eukaryota; Metazoa; Arthropoda; Insecta; Lepidoptera; Tortricidae. Gene Ontology annotation, cellular component: nucleus. Gene Ontology annotation, molecular function: DNA-binding transcription factor activity; RNA polymerase II cis-regulatory region sequence-specific DNA binding; zinc ion binding. The record is from RefSeq and is a predicted model, not a curated record.
CAACCACAAAACAAACUCAGGAUCAAUUUUUUUUUAUUUACGUUUGAUACUUACCUAUACAUACAGAUGGCUACAUCACUUUAGGGUAGUUGGAAUAUGAACUUCAUGUUAGUUAAAUUGUUAUUUCGUAUAGACAUUUCUGUCGUGGGAGUUUACCAGACGAAGGGCUAUUUGUGGGGAUUGACGAGUACAACGUAGCGGCUGCCGCGAUGGACGUGAAGCAUGCGUGUCGCUGCUGCCUGCGGUGUCCCCCGGACAAGGACCUGACGACGCCGUACAUACAUGUCGGUAAAACGGAAAUAUAUGCCGACAUGAUCAAACAGUGCUUUGAUAUACAUGUAAGUCUGGCACUCGGUUCGGGCUUGUGCGGCAUCUGCUCGGCGUGCGUGGGCCGCCUGCGAGAUGCGAGCGACUUCAAGCUGCAAGUGCAAAACAGCCAGUUACUACUGCAGGAGACCCUGCUAGUUAAAGAGGAGGCUGCGGUCAAGAGUGAGCUGGCUGAUGAUGCAGAUGAAGACCUUGAGUCCGAUGGGUUAUAUGAAGUGCCCGUAACGUUGGAGUUGGGGAUGCUGGGUGAAGAUGAGACGGGAGGAGUGUUGGAUGUAGACCCCCUAAUCAAGUCAGAGGCGGGUGAUGAUGUGGCGAUAGACUCAACGGGAUCACUGAUGGCGGAGCCGGCGCCCGCUAGUUCUCGCACCCUUGAAGGAAGCACGCCGAUGCACAAUGGAGAAAAACUAUACGCCUGUGAACACUGUGGCAAACAUUACAGAAACAAGUUUAUUUUGAGGAAACACAUACAACACACUCAUUUAUCGUCCGAAAAACAUCAGAGACAUACUAGCGAGAAGCUGCAUAAGUGUAGCCAUUGCGAUUACAACUCGAUUCGAAAAUCAAACUUACUUGCUCACGAGAGGAGACACACCGGGGACAAACCAUACACAUGUAGUUACUGCGAUUUCAAAUGCAGUCAUAAAUCGACCAUACGAAAACACCUAAUGACCCAUACAAAUGAACCGAAGAAAUUUAAAUGUAGCGAUUGUAAUUACGAGUGUAGCCAGAAAGGCCACCUACAAAGGCAUCAGAUGAUACACACUGGUGAAAAACCUUUUUCAUGUAGCCACUGUGAUUUCAAAUGCAGCGAUAAGUCGAGUUUAAAAAAACACCAAAUGAUACAUACUGGGGCGAAGCCAUUUAAAUGUAGCCAUUGUGGCUACGAGUGUAGGCAGAAAUCAAACCUACACAGACAUCAGUUGAAACAUGUUGAGAAGCCUUUUUAAUGUAGUUACUGUGAUUGCAAAUGCAAUAUGUACAAACAAAAUAAUAAAUAACGUAUAUAGUUAUUGUGACAAGUGGCUCUCUAUCGUUUCCCAUAAGUUUUAAGUCAUAAUGUAUUGUUUGUCCGCAUUUUCGUUAGCCAUAAUUUGGUUUUUCUCAGUAACGCGUAACUUUUUAGGAUUGCCAUAAAACAAACCUAACCUAUCUAUAGGAUAACCUAAGUAAAUUCCUGAAAAGUUAACGGUUUCAGAGUUAUGACUAAUGAUUAUAUGACUAUCAUUACAUUAUGACUUUCCGGUGACGAGAACUCAGUCGAUACACACCGGUGAAAAACCUUAUUCAUGUUGCUACUGUUAUUAUAAAUUUAGAAAAAAAAAACACACCAGAUGAUAUAUAUUCAAGCGUAGCCACAACUACAUGUUUACCAGAGAAGACACCCUCGUCGAGGAGGAUAUACCUACUGUAAAUGCACUGCAAUUCCGGAAGUCGAUAUAAAAAUGCUUUACUCUGAAAAUGUGUGACAGACUGCGACAUUCUCUGAAGCUGACACGGACGCAGAGUAGUAGCAACCCAAGACAAGACUUCCUGUCUAACCGCGUAGUGAAAGUGUGGAACAGUUUGCCCGAAUCCGUAAUCAGUGCACCUACAGCUAACUCAUUAAAAAACAGACUCGACAAACAUGUUAUAUAUGGAGUGUGGAAUUAAAAGGAGUGAAAUCUCUUAUGGUAGAACUGUUGCAAAAGUAUAAAUAAUUGUUCAAAAUCUCUCCAGAGUAGCGCUAGAGUAGCUUAGAACCUAGGAGUUAUUGACGGAGUGUAGUGCGCUGUCUAUGAUUUUGGUUUUUUCAAGUAUUCUAGGUAUUGUAGCGCCACCUCUUUAAGGUUUUAUGACACUUUUUGGUACGUGUAGAUUUCAUUCCUUACCUCCACCUUCCAUAAUUUUAUAAAUGGACAAAAGACAAACGCAGGUCAUUGAUGUGCACGAAUCAGCUGCCAGUGCAUUCAUAUAUAAUAAUAAAUAUGAUGCGCUAGGUAACUAUGACCACAAGUAUGGUGUGGGCUAAGUAUUGUGGUUCCUUUGCACGCGCGUGUAAUAUAUGUUGCACGUGUCCCCGGGGUGUCGCGCAGGACGAGCGAGUGGCGUUUAAGGAUUUUGGAGUUGACUAUGUUUUUAUUCAAGUCAAAUAUAUUGUGUAAUAUAAAUA